Paramecium octaurelia is the source of this 699-nucleotide messenger RNA. Lineage: Eukaryota; Ciliophora; Oligohymenophorea; Peniculida; Parameciidae. The record is from the annotation of a GenBank genome assembly.
AUGCAAGAUUAAUUUCUAAACCCUAUCUAUUUGUCAGCUCAUCAAUUAGUCGAUCUCUUCAACAAUUCUUAGAAGGAGAUUAAAUUCGGAGAUGAAUCCAAAAUUGUCUCCAAAAGCAAUCUCGAUUCACCGCCAGAAUAAACACAAGAAUUCAGCUUCUCCGAAUUGCAAUAAAUAAAUUCUAAUCGCUCAAUUCCAGAUAAUAAUGUUGAUACUGCCAAUAUUAUAGUAACCAAGGAGCAAUAUGCCUUAAUCAUCUCCCAAAUCGAGUUGAACAAGAAACUCAACCAAUAAUAUCAUCAAUUGCUCAAAGAAAAUUAAGAACAAUUGCAAAAGCGUAAAUAGCUUGAAGAUGAAAAUGCUGAAAUGCUGGAUUCCAAUUUCCAAAUCAAAAGAGAAAUUCAAGAAAUUAAACAAAAACUAUUUAUCACCCAAAGUGCUCUGCAAUUACGCAAAGAUAAAUAGAUCAUUGAGCUCAAAACUCAAUUGAAAGAGUGGUAACAUAAGCUAUCCGAAAAAAGAGACACUCUCCAAUCAACAACCUUUACUGAAAACAGCACUGUUGAAUCCGAAAAAUCUAAUUCACAGUAUUGUAAUACAAGCAGAUUGGUCAGAGUCGAUUAAAGUUCCUCACAUCACUAAUCUAUCAAACCCUACAAGAGUAGAAACAAUUCUUUAAUCAAACUAAUCAAGAACUGA